AUGCCACUAACAAAAAAACUCAACCGGAUCAAUUUCGGUCUCGCUUCAAAAACUUGGAAUACAAUCUUCAGAUGGCGUCUCAAUGAUUUUUUUCUCUGUGUGGUGCUUCUCAUAAUUUACGGUGCCCUUUAUUUUGCCCCUCCGUUUGAAAGAGAGUUUUAUGUUAACGAUCUCUCGAUAUCUCAUACUUAUGCCACCUCUGAACUUGUUUCUACUACCGAAUUGGGAAUAUAUGCCAUUAUGGUACCUGUGAUUAUCAUCGUUAUUCUUGGGUUAUCUCUCAGUAACGAGAAACGGUAUUAUGUCACCUGGAUCUCGUUCAUGGGGCUUUUACUUUCAGUUUCGGUAACCUCGUUCCUUACUGGAAUUUUGAAAAAUUGGAUUGGUAGACCUCGUCCUGAUUUCAUUAGCCGUUGUCAGCCUAUGGACGACACUGAUGAAGAUACUUAUGUUCUUCCAUCAAAAGUGUGCCAGCAGACCGACUUGGCACUUCUCAGAGAUGGUAUGAGAUCGUGUCCUUCUGGCCAUUCCAGUACCGCGUUUUCAGGGCUCGGGUAUUUAACUUUCUGGAUCUUGGGGCAAACUUUGGCGUAUCAUAAGAAAACCGGGUCUUGGAGAACCUGUUUUGCAUUCAUCCCUAGUCUAAUUGCCGGAUUGAUUGCCAUCAGCAGAACUGAAGACUAUCGCCACAGAUAUUCCGAUGUCGCUUUGGGUAGUUUAUUAGGGGCCAUUAUUGCUUAUUGGUCUUACAAACGGAACUUCCCGAACUUUAAUACCAAUUUGUGUUAUGUUCCUUGUCAAUUGAUCGAAGAGAAUAACUUGGAAAAUGCAGUAGUAGUGGAUUUUGAUGAUAAUUCGGGGCAUGAUAAUUAUCAACGAGCAUUUCAAAGUGAUGAAGAGAAUAGAUUGUACACAAAUUAG
This is a messenger RNA of Saccharomycopsis crataegensis, 921 nucleotides long. It is a transcript of the gene DPP1, whose product is annotated as bifunctional diacylglycerol diphosphate phosphatase/phosphatidate phosphatase. Lineage: Eukaryota; Fungi; Ascomycota; Saccharomycetes; Ascoideales; Saccharomycopsidaceae. Gene Ontology annotation, molecular function: phosphatidate phosphatase activity. Bases 1 to 921 code for a protein of 306 amino acids. The transcript has a single exon. Gene Ontology annotation, biological process: phospholipid metabolic process. The record is from RefSeq and is a predicted model, not a curated record.